AUGCAAGACAGAAAUUUUUUGAACUCACCAGAAGCUGCCGAGGUGGCUGCAGAAGUCGCGCUAGUGGCUGCUGAGGUGGCCGCGGAAGUCGCACUGGUAGCAGCUGAGCUAGGGCCAGAAGUUGCGGCGCUCGAGCUGGGCCCUGCCGGCGUGGCUGCAGAGGUCGCACUGGUCGCUGGUGAGGUCGCACUGGUCGCUGGUGAGGUAGCACCGGAAGUCGCGGCGCUCGAGCUGGGUCCUGCCGACGUGGCUGCGGAAGUCCCACUACUCGCUGGUGAGGUAGCACCAGAAGUCGCGGCGCUCGAGCUGGGCCCUGCCGACGUGGCUGCGGAAGUCCCACUGGUCGCUGGCGAGGUAGCGCCGGAAGUUGCGGCACUUAAGGUUGAGCCUACCGAAGAGGAUGAGCCGGGUGCCGCGGUGAAUGAUAGGGAGGGUGCAGAGCUAGGAGAUGUAGAAGAUGAAGCACUCGAAAUGGCGGCCGACGUCAGCGACGAACUACUCGAAGCAGCGGCGGAAAUCGAUGACGAUCCAAUCGAGGGACUGGAAGCCGCCGACAAUCCACUCGAGGAGCUAGGAGCGAUCGACGGUCCACUCGAGGAAGGAGUAGACACCAACGACGAGGCGCUUGUUCCAGUGGAAGAUUGGGCUUCGUUAGAAGUAAGGGCAGAUCUUGAGUACUUACCAGCUGUUACGCCUGAGCCGCUUGAUGAUCCCGGGCCAGCUGCAGAACUGGUCGCUGCAGGAGACGAUCCAGACGAUCCAGAGCUACCAGAGGAAGACGCGGGCCCAGCCGGAACGCUCGUUGCGGUGGUCGUGGUGGAACUCGCUGAAGGGGAAGAAGUGGCCGUGGUUGUUGUCGACGCCGACGAUGUGCUUGAACCCACAGCUGGGACAGAUGUGCUAGACGACGGCAAAGAACUUGGAGAAGACCCACCUGGAACAGUCGUGGUGGUUGCAGCGGAAGAUCCAGAACUGCUGGAGGAAGACGCGGCGCCACCCGCGAUAGUUGUGGUGGUUGCAGCGGAUGAACCAGAACUACUGGCGGAAGACGCGACUCCACCAGGAACAUUUGUUGCUGUCGUUGCGCUGGACGUCACGGGAGCAGCAGACGUGGUCGUACUCGUCGUCAACGAUGGAGUGCUUGAGCCCGCAGCUGGGAUAGAUGUGGUAGAUGAUGACAAAGAACUUGAAGAAGACCCACCUGCAACAGGGCCUACUGGGGCAGAAGAUACUGAAGAUGAGCUUCGCGAAGUCGAGGAAGAGGCCGCAGGAGGGCUGGUAGUGGUGGUGGUGGUGGUGGUGGUGGUGGUGGUGGUGGUGGUGGUGCCUGGGUUUGCAGGAUUGGUCGUAGUCGAAGUGGCUGCUGGGGGUUGA
Cyphellophora attinorum is the source of this 1374-nucleotide messenger RNA. RefSeq lists its product as uncharacterized. NCBI's taxonomy places the organism in Eukaryota, Fungi, Ascomycota, Eurotiomycetes, Chaetothyriales, Cyphellophoraceae. The record is from RefSeq and is a predicted model, not a curated record. The transcript has 5 exons. The coding region runs from base 1 to 1374 and encodes 457 amino acids.